Oncorhynchus mykiss (rainbow trout) is the source of this 1583-nucleotide messenger RNA. RefSeq names its product mRNA export factor. The record is from RefSeq and is a predicted model, not a curated record. Lineage: Eukaryota; Metazoa; Chordata; Actinopteri; Salmoniformes; Salmonidae. Gene Ontology annotation, molecular function: protein binding.
AUCUGUGCAGCGCGUCUGCAAUGAAUACUACCUGGAACCCGCCCUACAUUGCCGACGCAUGUGCAAUGAAAGCACUUCCUUUUCCGCUCAUUGCGCUGCGUUUUCUUCUUCAACCAAGCUUCUCCUCAACGUAAAAAAAAGAUCACUAACCGCGUGUUGGCUCAAGUGAAUCCGACGUCAUGAGUUUGUUCGGGGCCAGCACUGGCUUUGGCGCUGGGGGAUUUGGAGCGGCAACCACGGACACCCACAACCCAAUGAAGGAUGUGGAAGUAACCUCACCCCCAGAUGACAGCAUCAGUUGCUUGGCGUUCAGUCCUCCUGCCAUGCCAGGGAACUUCUUGAUAGGGGGAUCCUGGGCCAAUGAUGUGAGGUGUUGGGAGGUACAGGACAACGGGCAGACAGUCCCCAAAGCCCAGCAGAUGCACACGGGUCCCGUCCUUGAUGUCUGCUGGAGCGAAGACGGUAGCAAGGUUUUCACUGCGUCUUGUGACAAGACUGCCAAAAUGUGGGACCUCAACAGCAACCAGGCAAUACAGAUCGCACAGCAUGAUGCUCCUAUCAGAACAGUCCACUGGAUCAAAGCCCCCAACUACAACUGCAUCAUGACAGGCAGCUGGGACAAAACUCUGAAGUUCUGGGACACCCGCUCGCCCAACCCAAUGAUGUCUCUGCAGUUGCCAGAGAGGUGCUACUGUGCAGAUGUGGUGUACCCCAUGGCAGUGGUAGCGUCUGCAGACCGAGGUUUGAUUGUAUAUCAGCUUGAAAACCAGCCGUCUGAGUUUAGGAGGAUAGACUCACCACUCAAACACCAGGUGACUGGUCUCACAUACCAGCACCGCUGCAUAGCCAUUUUUAAGGACAAACAGAACAAGCCUGCUGGAUUUGCUCUCGGAAGCAUUGAAGGGCGGGUUGCAAUUCACUACAUCAACCCUCCUAACCCAGCCAAGGAUAACUUCACCUUUAAGUGCCACAGGUCGAAUGGAACCAACACAGCCACACCACAAGACAUCUAUGCUGUAAAUGCCAUCUCCUUCCACCCUGUCCACGGGACACUGGCGACUGUUGGGUCAGAUGGUCGCUUCAGCUUCUGGGAUAAAGACGCCCGCACCAAGCUGAAGACCUCAGAGCAGCUGGAUCAGCCAAUCACAGCAUGCUCCUUCAACAACAAUGGCAACAUCUUUGCUUACGCCUCCAGCUAUGAUUGGUCAAAGGGACAUGAGUACUACAACCCUCAGAAAAAGAACUACAUCUUCCUGCGUAAUGCUACUGAGGAGCUGAAACCACGGAACAAGAAAUGAUUUGUCCAGUAUCUCGCCUGUUGUUUGCAAAAUGGAGGGUUGUCAAAUGCACACGUCAUGCCUGCACGACCCUGUUCCUUUCCUGUGCCAACACCAAAGGUGGAGCUGGUGCUUGCAAAAUAGGGGUUGCAGAGUGAUAAGAUAUUGUUUUGAAAUAUCUAUUUUAUUUUGUCACGAUACCAUGGUUGCAUUUAAAGUAAUGUUUUUUUUUCUGUUACGUUGUUGUACAAUUUAACGAUAUUGGAGAAUGACAUAAAUGAGUAGAUAAAGACAAGUUACACUAUC